AGUGUAUCAAUUAUGGUAAUCUAGUGUUUCCCUCUCCCCUCCUAGUUUCCCCUUCCCUAUUUUUUUGUUGUUGUUAACUGUGUUUAUACUCUAUUUUAUAAAUGAUGGCUAUUCCAUCACAAUGUUCAUUAGAAUUACUUACAGAUUCAUCAUCUCAUUUAUUAACUAAACCAACUACACAUAUCAUCAAUAAUGAUUGUUUAUCUUAUUCAAUCAAUCCAAUGAUAGAAUCAAUAAUUGAUUCAUCAAAUAUUGAUCAAUUGACUAUAAAAUCAAUAAAUCAUCAUCGUCAUAAUGAUAUAUCAAUAUCAUCGAAUUCUACAAAUGAUUGUCCUAUAGAAACACAAUUAUAUAAUGAAGAAGAGAAAAUUUUAACCCAAUGUUUAAUCCAUGAUAAUACUAAUAAUACUACUAAUAUUAAUAAUACUACUACUGAUAAUAGUAAUCAAUUAUUAAAUGAUUUCUAUUAUGAUCAUGAUCUAUUACAUAAUCCAUAUUUAUAUCAUACAUAUUAUGAUAUUGAUUAUGAUUUAACUGGAAUCCCACCAUUCAAUCAUUCAUCAUUAAUGAAUAAUACUGGUUUAACAAGAUCUACUAGAAAAAUUGAUAAUGAUCCAACGAUAUUAUUAACUUUAUUAAAAUGGGCACGUAUUGGUUCGAAUCAAUUCCAUGGGGAUGAUGAUCUAAUUGAUCGAAUGAAUUAUCAAUAUACAAGUGUAUUAUUAUUAAUUUUAUUAACAUUAACUGGAUUUCGACAAUAUUUAUCUCAUCUCCCAUUACAAUGUUGGAUACCUCAAGAAUUUUCACGUAGUUGGGAAGAAUAUGCUGAACAUUAUUGUUGGGUAACAAAUACAUAUUUUACUAAUGUUCAAUCAGCUAUUCCACCUGUUAAUAAUCGUACAACAGUUGUACGUUAUUAUCAAUGGGCUACAUUUGUAUUCAUAUUACAGGCUGCUGGAUUUUUUCUACCUUGUCUUAUUUGGAGAUUACUUCAGAAUCAUUCAGGAUUUCAUGUUCAACGAAUAAUGCGUAGUGCAAUUCGUUUAAAUUGUGCUGAAACAGAUUCAUCACAAUUAAUUACAUAUGGAUUAGCACGAUAUAUUGAUAAUGUUAUUUAUCAUAGAUCAUAUAAACAAUGGCGUAUUCAUUCACCAAAGAUAAAAUCACAUUUCAAACAUAAAUCAUUAAAGAAUCAUUCUAUGAUCCAAUCCACUCAAAAGUCUACUUCUCAUACAUCAUCUUCUACAACAUUGACAUCAACAUCACAUGAUAUUGGCACUGAGACAAAACUUGUUAAAUUUGAUAAUGAAUCGUUGCCAACUAAACAAACAUCACAUCCAUGUAAAACUUUACCAAGUGAAUGUACCGUGCCAAGAAGUUAUAAAAAACAACGUGCACCACAACCUCCAGUUACCAUCACCACUUCUACUACUACUACUACUACUACCACAACUACUGUUAUUACUACUAAUACUACAACUGCAACUACAGCUGUUAUGGUCACUACAAAGAAUUCUUUAAAAGUAAACUCUGAUCAAAUCAUUUAUACAUCUAGUCCUAUAUUAAAAUCUACAUCAAAUGUUAUACAAUCAAAAUUGAAUUAUUUAUCAUUAAAACAAAAUGAUCAUAGAAAAUUCUAUUCACCUAUAUGUAAUACAUGUGGAUUAUGUUUUAAUAAUUUAUCAAUAAUCGAUAGAAAAAUAAAAACAAGAUCAACUCAACCGUUAGUAACUACUUCUACAAUAACAGAAAUAUCACCACCACCACCACCAUCAUCAUCAUCACCAUCUUCAUCAUCAUCACCCCCACCACCACCACCAACAACAACAACAACGCCAACCGAGUUAACAACCGGUGCAACUUUAUUCAACUCAAAGAAUAAUUCAAAAUUACAAAGUACUCAAUCAGCAUUGAAUCCAUUCCAACAAAAAUCAUCAUCAUCAUCAUCAUCGUCAUCAUAUUAUAAUCAACAACAAUCAAUGAAAUCUAAUAAACAAUCAUUAUUACAUAAUUAUCAAUCGAAAUCUAAAAUAUUUUCUAUUAAAAAUACAUGUUAUCAAUUAAUAUAUAAUUUAGGGUUAUUUUUACGUUGUUUCUUAACAUUAUUAUGUUUAUUACCAUCAUGUUUAUUUCAUUGGUUGCUAUGUGGUUAUGGUGUUAGUGGUGGUGGUGGGGGGGGGGGGGGGUGGUGGUGGUGGUAAUCAAAAAAUUAAAAGAAUUCAACGUAGUCAUAGUUUUUUAUUUUAUUUAUAUGUUACUAUCAAAUUAUUAUAUUUAAUAAAUAUAAUUGGACAAAUCUAUUUACUGAAAAUAUUUCUUGGUGUCAAAUCAUAUUUUUUUGGUAUUUAUGUAUUAAAAGAUUUAAUCUAUGGGAAUAUAUGGAGUGAAACAGGACAUUUUCCACGUGUAACCUAUUGUGAUUUUGAAGCGAAAAAAUUAGGAAAAAAUUAUAAAUAUACUUUACAAUGUGUAUUACCAUUAAAUUUAUUUUUAGAAAAAGUUUAUGUUUUUUUAUGGUUUUGGUAUCUAUUUAUUGGUUUAUUAACAUUUUAUAGUUUAAUCAAAUGGUUAUCACGUUUAACUCUAUCUAAGAAACGUAUUAAAUUUAUUAAAAAAUUUUUAUAUUCUUAUCAAUCAAUUAAUCAAUCAAUAAAUCAAUCAAUAAAUCAAUCAAUAAAUCAAUCAAU
This is a messenger RNA of Schistosoma curassoni, 2687 nucleotides long. NCBI's taxonomy places the organism in Eukaryota, Metazoa, Platyhelminthes, Trematoda, Strigeidida, Schistosomatidae. The record is from the annotation of a GenBank genome assembly.